Molecule: messenger RNA, 3561 nt
Organism: Amphiprion ocellaris (clown anemonefish)
Lineage: Eukaryota; Metazoa; Chordata; Actinopteri; Pomacentridae
Gene: rpia
Product: ribose 5-phosphate isomerase A (ribose 5-phosphate epimerase)
Exons: 9
Coding region: 170-1006 (278 amino acids)
Biological process (GO): D-ribose metabolic process; pentose-phosphate shunt, non-oxidative branch
Cellular component (GO): intracellular membrane-bounded organelle
Molecular function (GO): ribose-5-phosphate isomerase activity
Source: RefSeq, a predicted model, not a curated record
CAGACGAUCAACAGGUUGUUUACUUACAGGUGAUCAGCUGAAAAGCGGGAUUUAAAGCAAACACACACUCAGAUCAACUUUCACCCGGUCCACCUCCUCCUCCUGGUGUGGUCCGUCUGCGGCUCCGUGUCUCCCUGUGGGCCGGUCUCCGAGAGCUGUGGGCCGGGUCAUGAGACUCCAGGGGUGGGUCUCCGUCGGUAACCUGGCAGCCGGAUUCCUCUCCUCACCGUCCCGGAGGCUGGCGGCUCUCAGCGGCAGCAAGCACGUGUGUGGCUUCGGCGUGAGUGCGGCUAACAACAUGGCAGAGGAGGCGAAGAAACUGGCCGCUUACGCCGCUGUGGACAACCACGUCCAGAACAACCAGGUGGUCGGAGUUGGCAGCGGGUCGACCAUCGUUUAUGCCGUGGACAGAUUAGCUGAGAGAGUUCGACAAGAGAAACUCAACAUUGUGUGUGUUCCGACCUCCUUCCAGGCUCGCCAGCUGAUUCUGCAGCACGGCCUCACGCUGUCAGAUCUGGACAGGCACCCGGAGCUGGAUGUGGCGAUCGACGGAGCAGACGAAGUGGACGCAGACCUCACUCUGAUAAAAGGUGGAGGCGGCUGCUUGACUCAAGAGAAGAUCGUCGCCGGCUGUGCUAAACAUUUUGUCGUCAUUGCCGACUACAGGAAAGACUCCAAGGCUCUGGGCCAGCAGUGGAAGAAGGGAGUUCCCAUCGAGGUUAUCCCCAUGGCGUACGUUCCCGUUUCCAGGACGAUAGCCAAGCGCUUCGGAGGGGAGGCCAGCUUGCGGAUGGCUGUCAGUAAAGCAGGUCCUGUGGUGACCGACAACAGCAACUUUAUCCUGGACUGGAAGUUUGAGCGCGCUCAGAACUGGAAGGAGGUCAACACCGCCAUCAAGAUGAUUCCAGGUGUGGUGGACACGGGGCUCUUCGUCGGCAUGGCUGAACGGGCCUACUUCGGGAUGGAGGACGGCAGCAUUCAGGUCCGAGAUCCUCCGGUCAACUGAUGAAUCGUCUUCUCUCCUCAUCUCUAGACCGACCUCACUUCUCCCGCAAGUGCCGAAUUCAAACCCGGUUUCAGGCUGCGUUUAAACCGAAGCUGCACCUCUUCCAGAACUGGACAAAAAAACUGCAGCAGAGAAGUUUCCACCAAUUGAAGAUCACUUGAUUUCUCUCAUCCUGCAGGCGGUGCUUCUGAUUCUGAGCUUUAAAGUGCCUGAUGGGUGAAAUCAAGUGAGAGUCUUUGUGUUUUUUUCUCUGUUGGUUUCUCAGUUUGUCUUCCUGGUCACACUGGGAAUGUUUCCUGUAAUUAAUGGGUUUGACUGAAUGUCUGCAGAGUGAAACUGAGGUGUGCCUUGAGGUUAUAGCUUAAAAAAAAAAAGUGCUGUGAAAGUUACAUUUAAAAAUCUCAUAAACCGAUAAGCAGUCAGUUUGAAUCUCAACACACUGUAGGCAGCUGAGAAAUUAAUUAAUUUCACUAAUUAAUAUGCAAAUUCAAACAGCAAGAAGCUCCAUAAGUUAAUAAGGAAACCUGUGGUGCAGAUAUGAAGCUUCUGUUGUUUGUUUUUCAUGUUGCGAAGACGCAUGAGGCAGACAUAAAAAUAAAUACAGCCGUCUGUUAUGUGCCAUAUAUACACACAGGUCAGCUCUAAUGCAUGUUUUCCUGUUGUUAAAGGGAAAUUGUGCUACAAAAAUGAGUAAAAACAUUCCGUUUCUCUGUGAUCAUCCUGUAUAUCAGUGCUGUGCCUCAUUUUGUGCCAGUGUAGUGAUGCAUUUACAUAAUUCGAAAACAGUUUUACACACUAGAAACCGUAUUUGUUGAGGUUCACAUUGCACAAGUAUAAAAUGCUGUCUGUGUUUCUGGAUGUUAAUCUGAAAAUUACUCGCUUCUGGCAUGAAAGGCUGCACUGAGCGUAUGCUGACUGUUCAUGGAGCAGCUGCUGCAACAUUACAUUUCCAUUCUAAUCAAUUAAACUGGCUCUAACAGGCAUAAGUGCUGCAUAUGUGCCAUGCAGAUCUGUCUUCUGGUUAGAUUUUUUUAUGCAAGAUGUGACCGUUUUCACAGAAAUCAAACAGGGGUUCUGCUUUGGACUCUUGAUUAGCAUUUAUUUUGCUAACAUCAGCCAACGGUUGUUUAGUUACUUUACAGAUGUUAGCGUACCUAUAUUACACAAACUUGGUGAACACGUGAACUUUAUCACCCUCCAGAAAUAAAAGACGAAAUCAAACAAAUCAAAAACCACAACCUUAUGCUGUAAGUAGCCGGUAAAAAUAGAUUUUUCACAUCAUAUCCACUCCACCAACGUGAUUCAGUGUCACCACGGUGUUAAAGUCACGUUAGCAGAGCUGGAUGGAGAAUUUUGGCUGUAGUUGUGGUUUUGUUUACUCCUCUGGCCAGUGUGUUUGCAGUCAUGUUAGGUCACAUUUUGAUGUAAUUCUCCCAUGAUAGCUGCUGUUGCUAUGAGCCCAUCGGUCUGGUUUCCUGCCCUGGGUGAAGACAGAGUUUGGAAAAUGUUUUGUGGUUUCCUCUGAGUUUCAGCAGCUGCUCCAGUCAGUCUGCAGGUUAACGUCCACACUUUAACGCACUGUUUCUUCAAAAACAACAACCUCUGAACAUGGUUACUUCACUGCAUGCACCUUCCUCCACUGUGUCGGUUCUUUUUGUGCCUGUAAGUCACUCUUGUGCCAUAACUUUAAAUGGGUAAUAAGGACAAAAAGUAGUCACAUUUAUUGGUACUAGUAGCACCACAGGUACGUUCUAUGUGCCUUGGCGUGCCAAAGCAAUAAAAUAUCAUUUUUAGAUUGAGAAGUAGCAAAAAUCUGAUGAUGUAGCUGCUGGUCUAAGUGUUAAAAGCUGCACUGUGAGGUUUUAGGAACGACUGUUCAGUAUAUAAAUGCAAGUAAUGAGUUCCUAAAGCUCAAUUUGAUCAACUCUUUAACAGAAAUAUUCAAGAUGCUUCUUGGUUGGUCAGUUUGUUUCAUUAAAAAAUACUGUACAGUGCAGCUUUAAAGGUGGAGCUGCACACAGUCUUAUCUCUUUGUGUUUGUGCUACAGUUUCAGUGUCACACAAAGCUAAAAUACUUCGAGGUACUACCCAAAAUACUGUUAUACCUCUCCUCAUUCCUGCUUUUCUGUGUAUUAUAUCAUUCUAUAUGCUGAUAUUACAACGUCAUCUGUCAGUUAUGUUGUUGUGGAAUGCAGCUAUUCUGCUUCAGGCUCACAAUGCCUUACACUCUGUUUUUAUUUGGUAAAUCUGUGUUUUUCUAUGUUUAUCUCUGAGAGACUCGGGAGAACAAUUUACUACAAUGUUGGGGAUUUUGUCUUUGUUUCUGUUCUGGUACGAACAAUCUGAUUCUGGUCUCGUAAAUCAAAUCGAAGAGGCUGAAUUUUACAAUCUUCCUCUGCCUCAGAGGUGUGGAGAUGAAGUUUGAUGUUUUUGCACCAGCAUUUCUUUUGUUUUCUUUCUUUACCAGUCGACUGUGAAUAUGACUUUUUUUUUUUUUUUUUUUUGCUGUGAAGGUACUACUUUCUCUGUCAACCAAUACAGGACCAAAACAAGAA